AGCCGCCGCUCCAAGUUAAUUAAAAAGGCAGAUUCCAAUUUUCUCUCAAACUGUCUACGGAGAGACGGAGAGAAGCUGAAAAGUUUGCAAAGAUACUAUCAGAAGAGAAAUGGAGCAGAAGGUAGAGAAACCUGUGCCUAGAGUAGCUGUUGUAGUCUUCCUUUUGAAUGGGAAAUCGGUGCUGUUGGGGCGCCGCCGCUCCUCCUUCGGUGACUCCAUGUUUGCCCUUCCCGGCGGUCACCUUGAGUUUGGGGAGAGCUUUGAGGAAUGCGGAGCAAGAGAGAUGAAGGAGGAAACAGGUUUGGAUAUUUCCAAAAUAGAAUUUCUAACUGUUACCAACAACGUCUGGCCGGAGGAACCAAGGCCAUCACAUUAUGUUACCAUCUUUCUUCGUGCAAUCUUGGCUGACCCCAACCAGUUGCCCCAAAAUCUUGAGCCUCACAAGUGUUAUGGUUGGGACUGGUAUGACUGGGACAACCUCCCAAAACCAUUGUUUAGUCCAUUGGAAAAAAUGGCACAGAGCGGCUUCAAUCCUUUCCCUACUGACCAUAAUAUUUGAUGAUGGGAUAGAUAUCAAGAGGAUAAAAUUUAGUACUUUUGGGUAUCUGUAUUUUAUUAGAAAGAUUUUCGUUUUGCUCUUUAUUAUAGGAGUAGGGGAAGUAGGAGUAAAUCUGGGUCUCUUCAGAUUCAAUAUAUGCAGAUACUACUGGGUUAUGCCCUGAUCUGCUGAAGAUUAUCUUGAAUCUAUUGCUGAACCUUUUUGUUGAAUUAUAUGAAAGGGGCUGCGAAGUUUUCGUUACAAAAA
Molecule: messenger RNA, 805 nt
Organism: Manihot esculenta (cassava)
Lineage: Eukaryota; Viridiplantae; Streptophyta; Magnoliopsida; Malpighiales; Euphorbiaceae
Product: nudix hydrolase 1
Exons: 2
Coding region: 110-559 (149 amino acids)
Biological process (GO): dGTP catabolic process
Cellular component (GO): cytosol
Molecular function (GO): 8-oxo-7,8-dihydrodeoxyguanosine triphosphate pyrophosphatase activity
Source: RefSeq, a predicted model, not a curated record